AUGGGUAUUGGCAUAGAGAUCAUAUGGGCAGCUACUGUCAUUGUGCAAUUCAUAAUUGGGAAUUUUGCAAAUGGAUUCAUAGCUCUGGUGAACAUCAUAGACUGGGUGAAGAGAAGAAAAAUCUCUUUACUGGAUCAGAUAAUUACUGCUUUGGCAAUCUCCAGGAUAGAUCUGUUGUGUUCAACAUUCUUCAUUACACUAAUAUCCUUACUUAAUCCAGAUUUUAAAAUGGCUGUGAAAAUCAUCCGAAUAAAUAACAACACCUGGAUUGUUGCAAAUCAUUUCAGCAUCUGGCUUGCUACAUGUCUCAGCAUCUUUUAUUUUCUCAAGAUAGCCAAUUUUUCUAACUAUAUUUUUCUCUACUUAAGAUGGAGAUUUAAAAAAGUGGUUUCCAUGACAUUAAUGCUCUCUCUGAUCUUCCUGCUUUUGAAUAUUUUAGUAAUGAACAUACAUAUUGAUAUCUGGAGUGAUUACUCCAAAGGAAACCUUUCUUUUAGUUUGAGAUCAAAUAGUUGUACUCAAUUUUUCAGACUUGCUGUUUUAAUCAACACAAUGUUCACAUUCAUCCCCUUCACUAUGGCCCUGUUGGCUUUUCUGCUUCUCAUUUUCUCCUUGUGGAGACACCUGAAGAACAUGCAGUCCCAUGCUAAAGAUUCAAAAGACCCCAGCACUACAGCCCAUAUAAAGGCCUUGCACAUGGUGGUAGCCUUUCUCCUGUUCUACACAGUUUUCUUUUCAUCUCUUGCCAUACAAAUGUGGACCUCUGCGUCUGAAGAUAAAAACGUUCUGUUUUAUGCCACUAUUUUAAUUACGUUCCCUUCAGUCCAUUCAUGUAUCCUGAUUCUGAGAAACAGUAAGCUGAGGCAGGCAUCUCUUUUGGUGCUGAAGUGGCUGCUGUGCAAGUCCAAAGAUGUACAGACUUUGAUUCCUUGA
Apodemus sylvaticus (European woodmouse) is the source of this 933-nucleotide messenger RNA. Its product is annotated as taste receptor type 2 member 125-like. The record is from RefSeq and is a predicted model, not a curated record. Gene Ontology annotation, biological process: detection of chemical stimulus involved in sensory perception of bitter taste; G protein-coupled receptor signaling pathway; sensory perception of taste. Gene Ontology annotation, cellular component: membrane. Lineage: Eukaryota; Metazoa; Chordata; Mammalia; Rodentia; Muridae. The transcript has a single exon. Gene Ontology annotation, molecular function: bitter taste receptor activity; G protein-coupled receptor activity. Bases 1 to 933 code for a protein of 310 amino acids.